AUGAUGGCCGCCGCCAAUCCGCAGGCCAAGCCCACGCCGAUGCCUCCGCCCGCGGCGCCCACCGCGGCGCAGGCCGCUGCCUCCAGGGCGUCGUCCUCCACGUCGUCCGCCGCCGACCCCAACCCCAACAAGCGCACCAACCCGGGCAACGCCGCCGCCGCCGCCGCGGCCCCAGAGCCUACCCGAGCGUCAACGGGGAGGCCAGCCGCUCGCCUCUGA
Molecule: messenger RNA, 219 nt
Organism: Miscanthus lutarioriparius
Lineage: Eukaryota; Viridiplantae; Streptophyta; Magnoliopsida; Poales; Poaceae
Source: the annotation of a GenBank genome assembly